GGGCACGACGCGAUGGCGGCGGUGCUGGCAGCGGUGCUGGCGGCGGUGCUGGCGGUGUGCGGGGCGCAGUGCCCGACCGCGGCCGACCUGAAGCCGGCCAACGGCACGCGGCUGUGCGCUCAGCUCUACACCGAGGACAGCGUCUACUACGACCGGUGCUGCGCCGGCAAUUCGCUGGCGGUGCCGCCCGGCGCCGACGUCCCCUAUAUGCCCACGGGGUGGGCCGGCGAAGUCUCCUCGCUGGUGGUGGGCACGCGCUGCGAGCUGACGGUGUGGUCCAGGGCCGGGAAGGGAGGCAGCACGAAGCACUUCUCGGCGGGCGUCUACCCGAGGCUGCAGGAGGUGCGCAGGGGGCUCUUCCGGGACUGGAAUGAUGCCAUCAGGUCCUACUACUGCAAGUGCAACUGAGGAGGGCGCGGGGCCGCUCGGGGCUGCUCCAUGCAGCAGAACGGGGGGGGGAAACCGGUCAACGUAGGUCAACACCGGUCAGUGUGGGGCAUUGUGAGUCAACGUGCACCAACGCGGGGUAACAGCAGUCAGUGUGGGUCAACAUCAGUCAACGUGGGUCAACACCGGUCAACGUGCAUCAACGUGGGGUAACAACAGUCAGCGUGGGUCAACACAGGGCAGCGUUCGUCAACGUGGGUCAGCACCAGUCAACGUGGGUCAAUGUGAGUCAACGUGCACCAACAUGGGGUGACAACAGUCAGUGUGAGUCAAUACCAGACAACGUGGGUCAUCAUGAGUCAACAUGCGCCAACGUGGGGUGACAACACUCAAUGUGUGGGUCAACACCAGUCAACGUGGGUCAUCGCGUGUCACCACGCACCAACACAGGGUAACAACAGUCAAUGUGGGUCAACGCCAGGCACCACUCGGCAGCGUGGGGCAGCACUCCUCAGCGCGGGUCAAGCACCAGUUAAUGUGAACCAACACUCGUCAAUCGGGGUCCACGCAAGUGAGUGCAGCUCAGCGCAGGCUGGGAGUAGUCAACGUGGGUCGAUGUGGGUCAACGUAGUCACCACCACGAGAGCCAUGGCCUCAUCCUGCAGCCCCACACAUCACGAUGAGUGGACGCAGAUCACCACCGGUCAGCGCACAUCAUGUCACGUCCAAGAGAGCCCCCGUGGGCCAACGCAAGGCCCUGUGGAGUGACGUGAGCCAGCGCGCAUCCACGUGUCUAUAGGAUCAGCACCAGCCCCGCCUGACCCCACGGACCACAAACAGAUUAGCAGUGAGAGGGGGGCGUGUGGCAGUGCCUGCCCCCCCCCCUGCCCUGACCCCACACAGCUCUGAGCGCAGCCAAUAAAGCCUUGAGGAUGUGCAGCUCCUGCCUUGCCGCUACUUUAUUUGGGGGAGAUGAGGCAGAGGCAGCAGCAGCAGCUUUAGGGUGAUCUCAGGCGGGUCCCCAUCCCUACCACCCCACGGUGCCCCCACCGCCCUCCCCAAAAACCACAGUGGGACACGGCGCUCUCCAAAAGGACACGUGUAAUCUCCAGGGGGCCCCAUAGCGGCCCUGGGGCACUCCAGCACGGUGGCAUUACAAAACGACAAUAUAAAUAGCUUUGUUAAAAAACAAAACAGAAACAAAAAAGUGUUGGGGGGGGGGGGGGGAAGGGGAACCCA
Molecule: messenger RNA, 1626 nt
Organism: Gallus gallus (chicken)
Lineage: Eukaryota; Metazoa; Chordata; Aves; Galliformes; Phasianidae
Gene: SYCN
Product: syncollin
Exons: 1
Coding region: 13-408 (131 amino acids)
Biological process (GO): exocytosis
Cellular component (GO): secretory granule membrane
Source: RefSeq, a predicted model, not a curated record